AUGAAAACUGAUUUCAAGUUUUCUAACUUGUGUGGAACAGUCUAUACAAAAGGAAAUUUAUGUUUUACUCCGGAUGGAAACUCUCUCUUGAGUCCAGUGGGAAAUAGAAUUUCUCAAUUCGAUUUGGUGAAUAACAAAUCUUUUACAUUUCCUUUUGAAAAUAAAAAAAAUAUAAAUCGAAUUGCACUUUCACCAAAUGCAAGUUUAUUACUUUCCAUUGAUGAAGAUGGACGAGUUCUUUUAGUGAAUUUUCAACGACGUAUCGUUUUACAUGAAUUUAAUUUUAAAUCAAAAGUUGCUGAUGUACAAUUUAGUCCCGAUGGAAAAUAUUUUGCAGUUACGGUCGGAAAAACAAUCCAAGUUUGGAAAUCGCCAGGAUUUAAUCGAGAAUUUUCUCCCUUCGUUUUACAUCAUAAAUAUAUUGGACAUUUUGAUGAUAUAACUAAAAUAACUUGGUCCAAUGAUUCUCGAUUAUUCUUAUCUGCUUCAAAAGACAUGACUGUAAAAAUCUAUCCCGUAAUUUUAAAUAAAAAAUUCAACACUGUCACUUUAUCUGGUCACAGGGAUUAUGUCAUUGGUGCCUAUUUUUCCGAAGACCAAGAAACUAUAUAUACAAUUAGUAGAGAUGGAGCUCUUUUUAUUUGGAAAUUUUGUUCUCUAAAAGACGAAUCUUCGGAUUCAACAUUUGGUUCUUCAAAGUUAGGUCAACUUUUGGUUUGGGAAUGGCAAUCAGAAUCAUAUGUUCUUAAACAACAAGGUCAUUAUUAUGAUAUGAAUACACUUUCUUAUUCAUCUGAUGGUCAAUAUAUUGCAACAGGUGGUGAUGAUGGAAAAGUAAAAGUUUGGAAUAUUUUAUCUGGAUUUUGUUUUGUCACUUUUUCUGAACAUACUUCUGGUGUAACUAUGUUAGAAUUUGCAAAAAAUGGUCAAGUACUUUUUUCUGCUUCUUUAGAUGGUACUGUUCGUGCAUUUGAUUUAAUUCGUUAUAGAAAUUUUAGAACCUUUACUUCUCCUACUCCUAUUCAAUUUUCUUCAUUGGCGGUAGAUCAAAGUGGUGAAAUAGUUUCUGCUGGUUCAUUAGAUACUUUUGAAAUAUUUGUAUGGUCUGUACAAACCGGUAAAUUAUUAGAUAUUAUGGCAGGACAUGAAGGUCCAAUAAGUGGAAUAGCGUUUAGUCCAUCAAAUGAUCAACUUGCUUCAAGUUCAUGGGAUGGUACCGUUCGUACUUGGGAUAUUUUUGGACGUGGAAAAUAUGUUGACGUGUUACGUCUUACUUCGGAUGUUUUAUCAGUAACUUAUCAACCUGAUGGAAAACAAUUAGCUGCAUCUACUUUAGAUGGUCAAAUAUCAUUUUGGGAUAUUGAAAAUUGUACUCAAACUGCAUUCAUAGAAGGUCGAAAAGAUAUUUCCGGAGGUAGAAAAAUAGAUGAUAGAAGAACUGCAGCAAAUUCAUCUUCAGGAAAAUCUUUUAAUAGUUUAUGUUAUUCUGCUGAUGGUUCAUGUAUUAUUGCUGGUGGAAAUAGUAAAUAUAUAUGUCUUUAUGAUGUGAAAGAAAAAUUACUUAUUAAAAAAUAUCAAAUUUCACAUAAUUUAUCUCUUGAUGGAAUAAGAGAAUUUUUGAAUAGUAAAUAUAUGACUGAAGCGGGGCCUCUAAAUUUAAUUGAUAAUGCAGGAGAUUUAAGUGAUUUAGAAGAUAGACUUGAUACAAGUUUACCUGGAACACAAAAAGGUGAUCUUUCAGUACGAAGAGUUAGACCUGAAAUCCGUACAAAAUGUAUUAAAUUUUCACCAACCGGUCGAUCUUGGGCUGCGGCAUCAACCGAAGGAUUAUUAAUUUAUUCUUUAGAUGAAAUGUUAAUUUUUGAUCCAUUUGAUUUAGAAAUAGAAAUUACUCCAACUACAAUAUUAUCAACUUUACGUUCUUGUGAAUUUUUAAAAGCAUUAAUAAUGUCAUUUCGACUUAAUGAACAUUACUUAAUUCAUCAAGUUUAUGAAACCAUUCCACCUGAUGAAAUAGAAUUAAUUAUUAAAGAUUUACCAGAAAAAUAUAUUGAUCGAUUACUUAAAUUCAUUGCCGAACAUAUGGAAGAAUCUCCACAUAUAGAAUUUCAUUUGUUAUGGAUUUCAAAGAUGUUAUCAACUCGAGGAAAAUAUUUAAAACUGCAUUCAAAUGAGUUUUCUAGUACAUUUAGAUUAUUACAAAAAGCUAUUGGUAAAAUACGAGAAGAUAUUUCUAAAUUAUGUGAUGAUAAUAAAUAUAUGAUAAAAUAUAUUUUGAGUGCUUGUGAGAAAGGUGAAAAAGGUGAGAAAAUUAGUGAAGUUGAAAAAUCAAUAAUAGAAAUAAAAUAA
Molecule: messenger RNA, 2349 nt
Organism: Diversispora eburnea
Lineage: Eukaryota; Fungi; Glomeromycota; Glomeromycetes; Diversisporales; Diversisporaceae
Source: the annotation of a GenBank genome assembly